This is a messenger RNA of Acanthochromis polyacanthus (spiny chromis), 1814 nucleotides long. Its product is annotated as caspase-8-like. The record is from RefSeq and is a predicted model, not a curated record. Lineage: Eukaryota; Metazoa; Chordata; Actinopteri; Pomacentridae. Gene Ontology annotation, biological process: negative regulation of extrinsic apoptotic signaling pathway via death domain receptors; proteolysis. Gene Ontology annotation, molecular function: cysteine-type endopeptidase activity.
UUACUGAUGUAAUUCUUACUUACUUUAUGUAAUCUUUAUGUCGGCUUUUAUUUACACUCAAACCCUGUAUAAUCUUUACUUUCAGUACUUUUAAUUGCCCCCUGGGGACAAAUAAAGUUUUCUGAAGUUUUCUGAAUCUGUACAUCUUGACAUUUUAAAAGUGAGUCCAGUAGAAAAGCUCCUACCAGUGACACAUGGAGAGCUCACAAAAAAGAGUUUUUAAAGCUUAUUUACAGACUUCUCAUACUGACCAUCUACUUCACAAGCCACAUUUGGUCCUUUGUAAGGCACGUAUAUAAUCAUUAUAGUUUAUUUGUGUGAUUUACACUGUGCUAAAUAACAACAAUCAUUUUAUUUGAACUAUCACUGUAUAUUACUACAUAUCUAUUAAAUAGAACAAUAGAAUAGAACAGAUGUUUAAUAUCAGUGAUUAACAAUGAAUGCAGUUUAGCAGCUCUUUCACUGAGUCAGCAGGAUACAACACAAUUUAAAUGUUUCUGUUUUUAAUAUGAAAUUUCCACAGUGUACAUACAUUAUGAAAUUUAGUUGACAUUUAUUUCAGUGAUAACUUCACCAUGAUCUUCCACACAGUAGACUUUUGCAGAGUUUCACUGUUUUUUCUCUCUGUUUUUUUCUGUGCAUCACAUAUAAUUCAUGCUGCGCUAACACUUCAGCAUUUACGGUACCACAGCGUCGUUACCAUGACAACUCGGAUUCGUCUUCUUCCCUGAAAACAAGCCGCACACAGAAGUACAGCAGAAGACUGUUUAAAAUAUGACCAGAACAUGCUGUCUGUCGCAGCCAGCUCAGCUGGUAGUUGGUCUUUUUAUGCAUUGAUGCCCUUUACCUUGGUAAAGUUAAACAUAUGCACGAAAAACUCUACCUUAAAGGCUCAGCUGUGUGUUUUAGUGUUUUCACUGGUGACUCUGAUGAAGAGGUUCAUUGCUGCCCCAUGUGGUGAUGGUGAGAAAACGACAUUCUUUAAGUUGUACCGGCUGCUUCCGUGUUCAGCCAUUAAGGAGCCGAAAUGAGCCUCGACCAGUUUACUUCCUGUCAUUACUGCAGCUUUAAUCAUGGAGAUGCCUUCAUCUGCUGUGUUCUCAGUCACGGAGUGGAAGGUGGUUUGGGAACUAACGAGAUUCCUCUCAUCAUUAAACACAUCACCAGAACCUUCAGGGCGACCGAGCAGUCGGCCCUCAAAGGGAAGCCCAAAGUGUUCCUGAUCCAGGCCAGUCAAGGAAAAGAGGAACAGCGUGGAGUGUUAGUAAAAGAUCUGGAGGAAGAUAGUUCCAUCCCUGUAGAAGCAGAUGUUCUGGUUGCCAUCUCCACUGCUGAAGAUUAUAAAUCAUUUAGACACAUACAACAUGGGAGCUGGUUUAUCCAAUCUGUGUGUCAGCAGCUGAAGGAGCGCUGUCUGAGGGGUGAGGACCUAACCACCAUCUUGCAUCAUGUGAAUAAUGACGUGAGUCACAAAGAGGGCUUCAACCAACCUGGUAAAGUGAAGCAGAUGUCUGAAGUGAGAUUCACCCUGACGAAGAAACUUGUGUUUACAAGUCAAAACUGAGGCCAUGAAUCAUGCAAACACAGCAAACUUUGUCUCAUAAUUUAGGAUGUAUCAUGGCCUUUAUUAGUAUUUUUUAUUAUUUGAUUAUUUUUUUUCUUUGUCUAAUUUGUGUGCUUUGUUGUGUCUGUGCACCUUACUGUUUGUCCUGUCUUUACACUUAUCCGUAUGGGACAGCGGGGAACGCAAUUUCGAUUGCUUUGUAUGUUUAAUUCAUGUGAAGUAAUUGACAAAUAAAACUGACUUGACUUGA